Stereum hirsutum FP-91666 SS1 is the source of this 1137-nucleotide messenger RNA. RefSeq lists its product as uncharacterized. The record is from RefSeq and is a predicted model, not a curated record. Gene Ontology annotation, cellular component: signal recognition particle, endoplasmic reticulum targeting. The transcript has 3 exons. NCBI's taxonomy places the organism in Eukaryota, Fungi, Basidiomycota, Agaricomycetes, Russulales, Stereaceae. Gene Ontology annotation, biological process: SRP-dependent cotranslational protein targeting to membrane; SRP-dependent cotranslational protein targeting to membrane, signal sequence recognition. The coding region runs from base 1 to 1137 and encodes 378 amino acids. Gene Ontology annotation, molecular function: 7S RNA binding.
AUGUCAGGCCACCCAAUAAUCGAAGAAUUCGACGACGACUUCGACCUUCCCCUCCCCUCCCGUCCCCUCCCCAACACCGGCACCCACGGCGCCAUCCUCGAAGAAAUCUCCUCCUCCAACUCCUCCUCCAACGCGGACGAUGACGACACGGAUGCUAGCCCGGGGUUCUCGAGAGGUCAGGGGCAGAAUGUGUUGGAGAGUUGGUAUGAGGCGCAGCAGAGUACGGCGGGGCCUGCGACGGGGAGGACGGCUGGGGGUGCUGGGAUGGGUGGGAUGGGUGGGGCAGGAGGGUUGGGAGGGUUGGGAGGGACAGGAGGGAUGGGUGGGGGCGUGGGGGAUAUGAGGAGCGAGUAUGCGAAGGGGGCGGAGGCGACGGAUAUUUCGAUUUAUAAGAAAUGGACAUGCAUCUACCCCAUCUACAUCGACGCCAAACAGCCCUACGGAACCGGCACCCGUCGCCUCCCGCGCGAAAAAUCCGUCUGGUGGCCCCUUUCCAAAGACAUCGCCGAGGCCGCCUCGCGGCUCUCGCUCUCCGCUCUCCAUGAAGUCCACAAGCGCCACCCGAGGGACUGGGAUAAUCCUGGGCGGGUGAGGGUGCAGUGGAAGAUGGAGGGGAGGUUGUUGAAUCCGGGGAUUAGGACGAAGAAACAACUACUCGAACGGAUCUCUCAAGUCAUCCAACGUCUCAAACCCGACGUCGUCCCGCACGCACCAUACACUUAUACUCUAACACCCGAUCUCACCACCACCACCUCCCCAACCUCCACCCCCGCCUCCAAACCCACCCCCUCCAAAUCCUCCGGCAAAUCGAAAGCCACUCCAUCCUCCACCUCCAAACCCUCUUCCUCUUCCACCAAGUCAGUGUCAGCUUCCCAGAAACAGAAGAAACAGCAGCAACAAAAAUCCCCAUCCCACUCCCUCCCCCUCCCCCCUCACCCCCUCCCCCACCUCACCACCCGCCUCUCGCCUUACUCCCCCGCCCAACCUUCCGGCGUGCUCAUCGAUACGAUCAAGGCGGGCCUUAGUGCGGAGGCGGAGGGGGCUGCGGCUGGGACGCCUGGGACGCCGGGGGUGGGUGCGGCGGGAGGACAGGCAGCGGGGAAGGGGAAGAGGAAGGUCGUUAGGGUUAGGCAGUAG